Messenger RNA from Leptosomus discolor (cuckoo roller), 2361 nucleotides. Lineage: Eukaryota; Metazoa; Chordata; Aves; Leptosomiformes; Leptosomidae. The record is from RefSeq and is a predicted model, not a curated record.
GCAGAACUAGUGAAAGGGAAUCUGCAAAGUGUUGGGCUGACGCUCCGCCUUGUGCAGUCCAAGGAAGAUGAUGCGGGGCAUGUUGUCAUCGAAACUGUGACUCCAAACUCACCUGCUGCAGCUGCUGAUCUACAGAGGGGAGACAGACUUCUAGCAAUUGGCAGUGUUAAAAUCACAUCAACUGUCCAAGUGCUGAAGCUUAUUAGACAGGCUGGGGACAGAGUUUUAGUCUUUUAUGAAAGGCCUGUUGGGUAUAAUCAGCAUGGUUCAGCACUGCAGGAUGGAUUUGGACAACUGGAAGACACAGCUUUCUUGACACAGCCAGAAGAUGACCAGGCUAGUUUAUCAGCUGAUGUUGAUAACAGAGAUUUUGAUUCUGAAUUUGAGGACUUAGCUUGUGAAUCACCUGACCAAAAAGAAGAUCUGCCAACAACUCCGAGUCCCAAACGUUCGGUAGUAAUACUUGCUGCUAAACCACUUGGAACUAUAUCUCCAAUUCUGAAUCGAAAACUACAUUUAGGAAGCUAUCAGACGACAUCAAAAACACAACAAAAAGAUGGAGCUAAAGUGGCAACACCCAAAACUACUGAGGGUUCAGAUGCAUCACAGCAAUCGGGUAAACAAUCACAAGGAUCCAGUACUAAGCCUCCUGUACCACCUAGGCCACAAAGUAAGCCUAUUUUGCCUACUAGUGAAACUCAGAAUCUGUUUGAAACUGGAGGUGUAUCUUCUGAAAAACCAGAGAGGCCACCUCCACCUGCAAAUAAUGGAGAUAAGUGUGCAGAGAAGGUAGUAAAGAACAAUGAUCAGAUAGAAGACCCAACGGUAUCAAAAAUAACAGCAGCAGCAAAACAAGAUACGUUAAAAGAUGGACUUUCAGAAAACGCACGUAGUUACAAAGAUAGUGGAGAUGAUCAUCAAACAUGGGAAUCACCAGAAAUUCCUUAUAAAGUCCGGCAAGGCCGAUGGCCAAGGACAAGAACGUCCUCCUGUCUAUUUGAAGUAGAAGGAUACCAUAAGUACCUUAAUGUUGCACUGUGGUGCAGAGACCCUUUCAAAGCAGGUGGUUUUAUCUGCUUAGGAUAUGCAAGCAUAAAACUUGAAGAAAUUGCUUUAGAUUGUAUAGCUACAUCCUCAAUGGAAUACAUUAGAACAUUUAAACUGGAUGCCCCUACACCUAAAGCAGCAGUCACUAGAACAGCAUUGCGGAAUUUGACAACCCAUAAGGGGUUCAAUGAAAAAUUUUGUUACGGUGAUGUAACUUUACACUUCAAAUAUUUAAAAGAAGGUGAAAUAGACGAUUCAAACUUUCUCCUGGAGAAAGAAAAGGAAUGCCACUUGGAAGAAGAAGCUCGUGUACUUCAGAAGGAGGAUCCUUUCUUGGGACAAAUUGUUCUUACGGAGAACAAGCAUAACUUUCAAGAUACUCAGUUUCAGAAUCCAACUUGGUGCGAUUACUGCAAAAAGAAAGUAUGGACUAAAGCAGCUUCACAGUGCAUGCUCUGUGCUUAUGUUUGCCAUAAAAAAUGUCAAGAAAAAUGUCUAACUGAGACGCCCUUUUGUGUAGGAGCCGAAAAGCGACUUGAUCGAACUGUGGGUGCUUGUAGAGCAGAAGGACAGGAAGCUCCCCAGGCUGCAUCCUCUCGUGUUGAUUCAGAAUCUAAAUCUGUUAACAGAACUACAGGUUUGACCAGGCAUAUCAUCAAUACAAGCACCCGUUUGUUAAACCUUCGUCAAGUCCCUAAAGCUCGCCUUUCUGAGCAAGGAACAGAGGUGGUAGAACCUUCGCCAAAGCACACACCAAACACUUCUGAUAAUGAAAGCAGCGACACUGAAAUCAGUGGGCCGAGCAGUCCUUCAAAACGUGCAGCAGGUACUGGGAUAAAGUUGGUCCGAAAGGAGGGUGGUCUGGAUGACAGUGUCUUCAUUGCUGUUAAAGAAAUUGGACGUGAUCUCUACAGAAGUUUACCCACAGAGGAGCGCUUUCAGAAAUUAGAAUUUAUGUUGGAUAAGCUGCAGAAUGAAAUAGACCAGGAGCUGGAAAAUAAUAAUUCACUUGUGAAAGAAGAAAAAGAGACGACUGAUGCAAGGAAAAAAGCCUUGAUUUCUGCUGCGCUGGCUAAGUCAGGUGAAAGACUGCAGGCCCUCACACUGCUGAUGAUCCACUACAGAGCAGGCAUUGAGGAUAUAGAGUCUUUGGAGAACAUGUCAUUAGAGCGGCAGUCCAAACGAGUGACUAAAGAUUCAGAGGAACCCAAUAUAGCAGAAGAAAUGGAUAACGAAGAUGUCAGUCUGAUGGAGGCUCCAACAUUCAACAUCAUAUCAGAAGAACCAGUUGAUCCACCUCAAUCAGUAGACUGA